Messenger RNA from Spirodela intermedia, 6963 nucleotides. The record is from the annotation of a GenBank genome assembly. NCBI's taxonomy places the organism in Eukaryota, Viridiplantae, Streptophyta, Magnoliopsida, Alismatales, Araceae.
AUGGACGGCGGCGGGGGGAGUUCGGGGAGUGGCGCCGACGUAUUUGGCUCCUCCACCGCGCCUCUUACCUGGCACGACUUCCUCGAGAGGAUGCGCCACCCCUCGGCAGCCGAUUUUGUGAAGUCCAUCAAAAGGUCAGCUGAUUUGUCGUUGAAACCUCCUUCCCCUUGCCCAAAUUCGGGCCGUUGUUCUUGAAUUUGCGGCUUCAGGAACCGGAUCUUUGGCGAUGACCCUGGUAAUUCUCGCAUCUUUCAAUGUCGACGCAUGCGACCGAACAUGCCUCUUGGCUCCCGAUCUCUAUUCCCUGGAUGAAUCUGGCGACGUGUGCUUGGAUUUGGAUUUUCUUUAAAAUAUUCUAAAAUUUUAAGCCACCUUUUUGCCCAAGCUUGCGCAGUUCAAGAUUUUUAUUGGACUUGGAUAAUUUCUGUUGAUGCUGUAGUACAGAACCGUAUUUUCGAUCUCAUAAUUUCUUUUUGUUGUCUUACAAUGCUUUCCUGGAUGAUCAUAAACGCAUUGCUUGAUGUAGUUCUCAGAGUGUGGAGUAAUAGGUUGUAUACCCGAUUGUUUGGCUAUUGUCAGUCUAUUCCAGUCCUCCAAUCCGUUGAAAGACGCUGCAUUAGACCUUUCUUCAUGGGGAAGCGGAUAAUUGAAAUAGCUCUGGGUGCUAAUCUAAACGUAGCUUGAUAAACAUGCGGAGGGACAAAAGGAUGGUCUGGACGGGCAUUGACAUAGAAAUCUGCAAUUCUCCAAUAAGGUAUAGGCCUUGCAGUUAUUUCUGUCCUAAAAGGAUUCCCUAGAAACCCCUUAUGUAAGAAUGCAGUGGACUAUAAGGAAAUAAUGGAAGCUCAUAAGUUGAACGAAUAUAGAUGAAUAACGUCAUUUUUAAAUGAAGUCUAGCUAACCUGGACUGGAUAUCACGUCAGCUCUAAAGUGUUACCAUGAAGGCACAAAAAACUCUGAUAUGCCAUCCUUAAAAUAGACUAAACUUUUCCUCCCUGGAAGUAGAGAAUCUACUCUUCUUGCUUGCCUUGCAUCAGUGUCAAAUAAUUUAUGUAGACAUGAAAUGACUGACUUUCUCUAACAUGGUAAAAAAUGUAAAUAAAAUAAAAUAAAAACAAAGGGAGAGCAAAAGUUUCAGUUUCUAUGUUCAUCAAAUAAAGCUCAUGAUACACUUUUUACUGAGAAAUGUUUUACUGAAUCAUGGCAGCUUCAUCGUUUCAUUUUCGAAUAAGGUUCCUGACUCUGAAAAGGAUAGUGCUGCUGUACAAGAAUUUCUUGCCAAUAUGGAAGCGGCUUUUAGGGCUCAUUCCCUUUGGGCUGGUUGUUCAGAAGAAGAGUUGGAAAGUGCUGGAGAGGUGAGCUUUUUAACAGCCAUUCUUGAUCAUUUUAUGGAAAAUGCAUUUAUCUUUCUUAUUUGGAUGGAAUAUUUCUAUUUGGAACGCUAUGCUAACGAUCAGGACUUUAUUCACUAGCUGAUGAAUCAUCUUUCCUCAAGGAAACUAUUGUUGUUCCUUCGUGACUUCCUUUUGAUAUUUGCCUUCGGAUAAAGUUUAUUAAGUGUUCAUUAGUAAUAUCUGAGGGUAUUACUUGGGCACUUGGCUUUUGAGGCGGUACUUCUCAGACUGGUCGAACCCUUGGGUAAAAUAGUUAAGCACUUUCAAACUAAUACCCAACAUUAGCAACAACAAUUAUUGCAGCCUUGGCGAGGAGGAGAGCAUGCAUCAUUUUAUAUUUCUUCUCAAAUCGGUUAUAGUUGAAGUUCUCCAUUGUCUAACUACAUUAGUUGGCAAGCAUGAAAGAGAUACAGGCCUCGUUGUCAUAGAAUGGAUGCCCAAAACGGGAACCAAAACUAUGCUGUCUCGUCCUUCAUUCCACUCUUUUGAGAAGAGUGGAAGAAAAUGGGAAUAUGGCCUUUUGCUUUUGAAGAGGAAGUUUCUUGGAAGCUGCUUAUACACACUUUUAUAUCCCUGCAACUUAUACCAUUUGAGAAAAUUAGACUGCACCGUUUCUCUUAUCAUUGAAACUCUUUUCUUUAGGCUGCUAAGACCCGCUACCCAUCAACGCUGUUGGAAUCAAGAUAAGAUGCCAGUAGUUUCAUUGUUUACAUUAAGGCAGCAUGUCCAUUGUAUCUUCCUAUUCUCAGAACAGAUUAUCAAAAGCAAUGAAGUUGAGAAAGUGGACCUAAUUUUCAGUGUUGCUUGACGAAUGUGAUUAUUAUUUACUCUGAUGAUGCCCAAGCCAGUAUUUAACCCGUUUUUCUCUCAAGUCAAAGAAGCCUGAAAAUCAAAUCCUUUCAUCAUGUAUUGAAAUAAUUUUCCUUCUUGAAAUGGCCUUUUUAGUACUAAUUUGAUUAAUUUAAACGAUGAAUUUGAUCUGGAAAAGGUAAGUUAAAGCCCCGUGAUAUUCCAUGAUAUCCAGUUAAGUCCCUAAUAAGGACUCGAAAAGCAAAUUAAGAGUGACACCCAUUUGAAAUCAUAUUCGGCAAAAAGGUCACCCAACAAGUAAAGCUCGAACUCCUAGCCUCACUUCAGUAUUUUCUUAUCAGGAUUGAAAUAUUUGCCAACACUAUAGCUGGUUAUCUUGUUGGAGAUGGAAGAGCCAAGCCGUAAUCAUCUUGGGACUCACAGCUAAGGUUCACUUUCGAAAUUGAAUGGCGAAUUCAGUGACUUCCCAUCAAAGAUGAGAUGACAAUGUAGAUGACUCACAUCGUGACUAACCAUCCCUAGAUUGGCCUGGCUGAUAUUGUGAGUUCUAAAUAAAGUAAUGGACUAAUAGGGAGAGUUAUAUGCUUAUGCAUUAAGAUAAAUAAUGCUCUCAAUACCUUAUAUCCAUAACCAAGGAUCCUGAAUUCACUAAUUGUUCCUGAAUCUAUUACUGUUGCCAUGAAAUUCUUUGAAUUGUACUGAUUAUUUUCUUUGAGAAGUUCUUUGAAAACACAGAAAACAUUUUCUCAAAGUUUUUGACAACCAUGUGUGUGAUUGAUAGGCGCACUAAUGCACCUAACGUAAUAGUUAGAUCCUCUGAUAUAUCCAAAUUUUCUGCAUGUUCUGUUUAAUGAACUUUCUGUGUGCUCUUGCAUCCAAAGAUUGUCUGGAAAAAAAAUUGAAAGCAAAGAAGGCUUGGUAAUCAUUUUUCAAAGAGAUUAUUUUAUAUGUAAAGGGUACUUUGUCCAUCUGCUAAAUGCUUCUUUCGCAGAUCUUUCUCUUGUGAAGUGGAAAUAGAAAAUAGAAAAGUGCUUCCCCCUGCAUAUGGUCAUAAUGGUAAAAACUCUCCAAAUACAGAAACAUGUUCCUAUUAUGUGCAUAUGAGGUGCUUUCCCUCUGCGCACAUUGCGAUUAAGGUAAUAGAUUCAAAGAGAGGAUCAUAAAAUUGAUCUUCAUGUGUUCCCGUAAUUGGGAAGUAAAUCGUAACAUAAAGUGUAGUAAAUGAAUGAGAAGCCUGCAGAGUCAUGUCUGAAACUUUAAUAAAGAGGGAGCACAUGGUGGGUUGUCCAAUCUAUCACUUUGGAAACUAAUCAAUGGGUUUCUCUUCGUUGUAAAACUUACAGUGAAUGGUAAGAGAUGACUUGUAACUAUAAAUGCUGCACAUUAUUAUAAUGUCAAGUCCUUUUCCAAUAAAAAAUGGCAAUUUUCUCGUGUGAAUCGCUAUUCUCCUUGUACAGAUCAUUUUCCUCUACAACUAUUUCAUUAACAUGGAUACUCUUUAACAUGAAAUGUCGUCUAUCUGACUUAUUGUCAACAAAUCAUGACAUCUAUUACUUGUUCCCAAUAUAGCCCAUCUUCAGGGCCAUAUGUUCGAAUCCUGCAUUUGCUUCCUGAAGGUUAUCUAUUAGACUCGUGGUCUAACACUACAUUGGGUUUGUAAACUGAUGGAUUGCAUUUUUCUAAUUAGCUACCUCAGAUAUAAAGUUGUGUAAUGCGAUUUCUUAUUCCAAAAUAUUGAUCAUUCUUUCUGAGCUUUAUAACUCUCAGGAACUUGGCCGCGUGUUAUAUUCGUUUUUCUAUUAUAGGCUAUAUUUCACUGCAUAACAUGUUCUCUUACGGACUAUGUCUAUGCUCUUUCUGUUAUAGGGACUGGAAAAGUAUGUCAUGACAAAGUUGUUUAACCGUGCAUUUGCAUCAAUUCCAGAAGAUGUAAACCGUGAUGAUGAGCUGUAUGAGAAGAUGGCUUUGGUGCAACAGUUUAUACGACCUGAAAGUUUAGAUAUCAAGCCAACAUUCCGAAAUGAAACAUCAUGGUUGGUAAGUUGAGCAAAUUCUGCAGUACUUAAACAACCUUGUCGUAUUAAGUUUCCACUAUAUUUGCUAGUUCAUUGAUGCACUUAUAUGCUUAGUGAAGGAGUUCAGAAUGUCCAACUCAAACCCAGUCGGUCAAAAGUGGAGCAUGCCCAUCAAUUUCAACGUAGUUUUGUUCCUCCAGACAAUAUGGGGCUAUUUUAGCAUGCCCUGGUGCCAUAUGAAAUAGUUUAAACAACAGUAAGCCGUGUAGGCCGAUUAUUUUCUAUCCUUUGCAGAGUAGCAUAAGACGCACGUAUUUGACACUUUCACUUCUGUCAGCUGGGGAUUCUCGAAUUGCGUUUGGUAUUUGGAGUUCGAAACAUGCAAAUCAAGGCUUCAGAAGAAUUAGUUGUGUCAUCCUGAUUUUCUUACUAGAAAUCAGAUGUAACCUGAGAUGCUACAUUUUUGCAAUUAGAGUCCACUAGAAAGUUAUGGGCAACGGCGUUGACCAUAUAAGAUCAGCUUAUUUUUUGUCCGACUUUCUUGGAAAUAUCCGAACAUCUUUGGAAAUUGAUUCUUGGGUUAGGUGGAGUCUUAACUUCUAUAUCAGAUACAUUCUCUGGUUGUCCCCCCCCACUCUGUAUGCCCCCUCGUUUCCCACUAUUUUUUGAAGUUAAAUAUGGUAGACCAUCUCAGUGUGUUGCGAGAUCAUCUGAUCGUCGAGAAAACCCCCAUAAAAUCAUAUUUUAAUAUAACCCCAUCAGUGGAGGACUGGGUAUUCCAUAUUGUAGAGGGGAGAAACUCAUCCCUUCAUUUCGGGAAGGUUGAGGGUUCCGCAUUGCCUUCAGUGACUGGAGAUUCUUGGGAUCUGAACUCGUGCAUUAUCAGGAACAUUACUCACCUGGAGGCUCCCAGUCCAUAUUAUCCGCGAGCAAUUUUUUCACCGUAUUACUUGAUUUCAUGAAAGUAAUUAUGAUGUUUCUCUCUUUAUUUGAAUGGGCUCAUAUUCUUAUCUGAAUAAUGAUAAUUGGUGGAAAUGGGGAACCAGUUUGAUUGAUCCUUCCACCCUCUGUACUUGACUGGAUCGUUUGUCUAGGACAGUGAUUAUCAAUCCUUUGAUCUGGCUGGCUGCUAGGAUGGUCAAAGAAAUCAGUCCAUUGGGCUGCUCAAAUGUAGUUUAUUAUGGACAAAGAGUAAAAGAACGACUCACAAAAUUAUGAAAAUUAAGAUAAUCUUUGUACCUGCUUGGAGAUUCCUCGGGUGAGAUGCCAGAUCUCUCUCUCUCUCUCUCGAUCUCUCUCCCCUCUUUCUCCCUAUUUAUAUAUAUAUAUAUAUAUAUAUAUAUAUAUAUAUUUCUAUGCAUGAUCAAAGGGUAAAUUUCUAUCUGGACUAUGGUUUUGAUUUAUUUAUCAAUUUCUGUAUGUUUUUAAAUGUAUAUUCACAGUUUCCCUUAUUCCCUGGAAAUGAACAGCGAAUUUUUAUACUUGAAGGUGUGCACAUUAUGAGUGUGGUGGCGAUCUAUUUGGUGGUGGAUGACCAGCGUUGACUUUUUUUCCUGUAACCUUUCAGCUAGCUCAGAAAGAGCUGCAGAAGAUCAACAUGUAUAAAGCUCCGAGAGACAAGCUCGUCUGCAUACUCAACUGCUGCAAAGUCAUCAACAACUUGCUGAUUAAUGCGUCCAUUGCAUCAAGCGAUAAUCCCCCAGGAGCAGAUGAAUUCCUUCCUGUCCUCAUCUACGUCACGAUAAAGGCAAGACAUAUUUCCUCCCAGGGGUUUCCGUCUUCAUUCAUUCUUCUCCGUUGACCUCAUGGGAUUAACUCCACAUACUGCAUGUAUAUUGAUAUUUAGCGAGAGAGAGAGAGAGAGAGAGAGAGAGAGAGAAUGUGUUGGCCAUCUCACUGUACGUUCAUAUGAGAAAUCUCUCUCUAAUUCUGAAGAAGAUCUUGAUGUAACAUAUGUUUCACAUUCCCAAGAACAUUCUCUAUUGGAUGAUCUUUCACUGUUUUUCAUUUCUCCGGUGAAUAAUAUUAAUUUUCUUCAAUCAUUUAUUAAAAAUGAUUUCUUUUCGAUCCACACGAUGCAGGCGAAUCCUCCACAGCUGCAUUCAAACCUCCUGUACAUCCAGCGCUACAGGCGCCAAUCCCGAUUGGUCUCCGAGUCUGCAUACUUCUUCACAAACAUCCUCUCCGCAGAGUCCUUCAUCUGGAACAUCGACGCCAACUCCCUCUCCAUGGAGGAUGACGAGUACCAGAGAUGCAUGGAAUCCGCCCGGGCGGUUCUCUCAGGGCUGACCUCCGAUUUAGUCAACGAGUCGGCGCCGGUCAACCGAGAAGCAAAUGCCCAAGAACAGACGGAAUCGAGAGCUCGCAGAGAGCACGAGCGAACCAGGGUCUCAGUCUUGGAUCUGGUGAAGAAGGGUGCCGUUGACCUUAUGAAGGACGAUCAAGUCAACGAGUACUUCCAGGAGUACCCAUUCUUAUAUGCCAGAGCGGGUGACCUGACGGUCCCCGAUGUGGAAAGCCUGCUGAGCAGCUACAAGCAGCUGGUCCUCAAGUAUGUGUCUCUCUCCAAGGCCAUGCAUAUUACUAAUCCUUCGAUUCCCCUGCUCCUCACCCAAGGCAAGGAUUCUGAGAGCAAGAAGGAAGGAGAGACCCUCGAGAAGAGUUCAUCUCCAGAACCGGAGGUUCCAGAGGCCGGAUCCUCCUCAGAAGACCCAUUUGUGGACCAGAGCGUAGGAAAAGAGUGA